AUGCGUGCCUUCACCGCUAUCUUCUCUAUCGCCACUCUCGCCCUCGGCGUCAUUGCCACUCCUUCCCCUGAUGCGGAGAGCAACUUUGAGCUCGUCAAGCGCAACUGCGGCGGCGGUAGCGUUCAGUGCUGCAACAGCGUCCAGUCCUCCAGCAGCACGAACUUCACCCGCAACACCUACAUCUACCUGCUGUUCUUGGGCUUCACUCCCGCUCAAAUCGUCGCGCUUCAGCAGGCCCAGGCGGCGAACAAUGGGGUCGCUGUCGUCUGCUCGGGCUCCGGUAGCGUGUCGUGCAACCAGCAAAACGUGUGCUGCAACGGUAGCCACUUCAGCGGACUAAAUGUUCAGGCUUGCAACGCUGUCAAUGCUUAA
Molecule: messenger RNA, 372 nt
Organism: Peniophora sp. CBMAI 1063
Lineage: Eukaryota; Fungi; Basidiomycota; Agaricomycetes; Russulales; Peniophoraceae
Source: the annotation of a GenBank genome assembly